This is a messenger RNA of Prosopis cineraria, 1462 nucleotides long. RefSeq names its product probable N-acetylglucosaminyl-phosphatidylinositol de-N-acetylase. The coding region runs from base 435 to 1169 and encodes 244 amino acids. The transcript has 11 exons. NCBI's taxonomy places the organism in Eukaryota, Viridiplantae, Streptophyta, Magnoliopsida, Fabales, Fabaceae. Gene Ontology annotation, molecular function: N-acetylglucosaminylphosphatidylinositol deacetylase activity. The record is from RefSeq and is a predicted model, not a curated record. Gene Ontology annotation, cellular component: endoplasmic reticulum. Gene Ontology annotation, biological process: GPI anchor biosynthetic process.
UUUUUUUUUUAUAAAUCACAAGACUUCAUCGUUUGAUAGAGUCUGCAGGUUAGGAUUGUAUCUUGACAUUUUUUGUCGAGCGAUCAUCGUCUGGGUCUGGGAGGGGCUGGAUCAUCCUUGCAGGGAGAUAUUCAGAGAGCGUUCUCCCAUAGGAAACGAUAUUAAUUAGGCCUUUUGGGAGUUGCGAUCAGAAGAGGCAUUGCUUAUGGGUAAAUGAAUGAAGUGUAUCACCAGAAACUUCGAAAUUCGAAUGCCGAUAGAUUUUUUUUUUUUUAAGUAGUAAGCGUGGUUUGGGCACUUGGGUCUGCCACCGUCGCCGUUCUAGUUGCUCUGAGGCCGAGCAGUUCAAUCACUUUCAGCGUCCUUCCGUAGCUAAUCUGGGUUCAGCGGGUGGAGCAGUUGCUCGAAAUCCAUCGCCUCUGGGGGCAAUCUAGAUGGCGUGGAUUCUGGCAACUGGUUGUCUACUUGUUUUAUGGAUAAUUUCAUUGUGCAAAGUUCUUCUUGUGGCACACGUGAAUAAGAGGAAUUCUUUUAAGAAGAAUGGUAAAGCUCUUACAAAGAGAAGUGUCUUGAUAGUUGUUGCCCACCCUGAUGACGAGUCUAUGUUCUUCACUCCAACAAUAAAUUAUCUGACGUCAAGAGGGCAUUAUAUUCAUAUUUUAUGCUUAUCUAUUGGUGAUGCAGAUUGUAAAGGAAGCAUCAGAGAAAGAGAGCUCUUUCAAGCCUGUGCAACCCUCAAGGUACCAACGCAACAAGUGAGGGUUGUGGACCAUCCAGAUCUGCAGGAUGGGUUUGGUAAAGUUUGGAACCACAAUUUGGUAACAAGUCUUGUUAUGGAAGAAAUAAGCACUUACAACAUAGAUAUGAUUAUCACUUUUGACAAUUAUGGUGUUUCGGGUCAUUGUAAUCAUCGCGAUGUACACUAUGGGGUGUGCAAGUUAUUACAUGAUAUACAAUACAAGGACAUUGAAGCCUGGGAGCUGGUUAGCACCAACAUAUUGCGCAAGUACAGUGGACCUAUUGACGUCUGGUUGGCCAUGUUUGCUAGCAUGCUGCAUUCAAAUGAAACAAUCCAGUUCUUGGUUUCGCAAGUGUUUUGUAGCCAUGUCGAGUUAUACAUAUAUGAACACACUCAGAAAGAUCAAGUGAAGUUACAACAUAGAAAAUAACUUGUGUUGCUUGUGAGGUGAGCGCCUUUGUCAUUCGUGGUUGAUGCUACCCUGUUUAGCUUGUACAGCCUGCUGUAUCACAUAUUUGACAUCUUGAUCGUGAAGGAUAUUAGUCUAUCCAUUUUUUUGUUGCUCACAGAUAUCUUCCUAGUAAAAACAAUUUUGUUUGAGACACAAUAAGGAGUUCUAUCCAUUUUAUUUGAAGUCUCCACCUAUUUCUCGUGCUAUUGCUUGAACAGCAAUGCGGGAGUAAAAAGUAAAUCAAAAGCUCAGAAUGAAAAUUUUGAAGUUUA